AUGGCGACCAACAGUGAUACGAACAGUGAGCGAUCUAUUAAACUCGAGACUGAGGUAGAACAUCCACGGCUGUUGCAACUAUCCAACCAAUUCAGGUCCAUAUCUGCAGAUAUCAAGAUAUGGACAUUCUUAGAGACAGUCGACUCUACACUUACCGUCGCGGAUUCGGGUACUGUAAGUUGUGUGGAAAUGCAUGUCCCAAUUACUUCUAUUCGGUCGGGGGUACUAGAUCUGGAGCACGAAAAGGUGAUCCCGUUAGCUACGGAUCACGUUGGUGUAGCAUCCUUCAAAGGACAAGAACUCACAACCAGAAAAAGCUUUAUUAAAGAGCUUCAGCCGAUCAUCACCAUGGCUGCGCAGCUUUCCAAGUUACCAGAUGCUCCGUUGCGCGUUAGUCGAGAGGUUAUGGUGCAAGUUAAUGGCUUCUUCGAAGACACGGCGCGGGGAGUCAGCGAUGAAACGCCUCUCAAGCUCUGGUCGACGAAAACAUCGCUACGGGAGUACCUAAAAGACGGUCCUGCAAUCUGUCUCACGGAUCGACUGAAACAGACCGGUAGAGUAUCGUCCGGCUCAAUCGAUGACUCCUCGAUAAGUGAUUUUGAUAGCAGACCAUCCUCUGCCGCUAUGGCAGAUACACCGUUUGCUAUACGGGAUGGGGUAUUGGAGGAGGCUAGCACCAUCCAGCCUCAGACAAUCCCAUCAAGGCCAUCAAUUAGAAGAAGUCGCAGUUUUGUAGCCCCGGCCUCCCCUAGGAUUCACGUCACGGAGGCCGCUGCGGACAGUUAUAUUGAUGUACCACAAGAAGAAGCAACGUCGGACAUUCAGAGUGAUACUGUCUCUAGUGAAGACCUAGGACAUAGAGACAGCGUAACUGAUGAAAGGAAAGAGACCACUGCUGGGAGUUCCAGUCCCAGCAACCAGGCACAGCCCAAUGUAUUCUUCAACAAGUUCAUCAAUGAUAAAAACUGGUUCUCGCAAAUUAUCAGAGCCCGCCACCUAGAGCCUCAUGCGCGUUUUGUCCGUCCCACGUGUAUUCAUUCCAGGCUGGGUGAUUCUUUGCCAAUGAAUUCACCAGAGGAGCCUCGUGAUCCUCAGUUAGCCUUAUACCUUCAUUGGGACACAUAUUGGAAUCUCCUUCAACGAAGAAAAGUUAUCGAAAAGCGGCUACAACAGGGAAGAUCCAAGCCAGUCCCUGAGUAUAUCUCAGAGUCACAUAUAGAAUCGAGAUUGAUAUGGAAGUUCUUGGGUGCCGAGCCCCCUAUUCAUAUACGACGAACAUUGGACCAGUAUGGGUAUCCAAAUCUGCGGUCAACGGUAGCACGAGACGACGAUCAGAUGCUAUGGAAGCGGACUAGAAAAGUCGUCGAUCUUAACGAGAUUGGUAGCUCAAUCCCUCUGCAAGACAACCCUGACUCUUCCAAGACGUUCAUCGACGGAAAGGUUCUCAUGGUUGAUCAGCUCUGGCUCUGGGUCGUAGAUGAGAAAACCGUCGUUACCUUUUUCCCUAAACAGGAGGCAGCAACUGCUGAAGAUAAGCUAUACGAACAGGCGAAUCUGCAUAGCAGCAUUUACAACGAGUUAAACGGAGACCUAGCAAGACGCUUUGAAACAGCCGGGGAUCUCGCUGCAUUGAUAGUCUUGCAUGCAGUCACGAUUCUUCUGGACAGGACGCUGGACCAUGAUCUACAGAUACUGCGGAUCUUUGAGGAAUCCAUUAGCAUCCUGACUGAAUCAACCACUAAAUCAUUCAAACGCUUCCGCACCCGAGGAUUCAUCGCCAGACCAGCCGAUUACAACAGGACGCUAGAGGGCAGGACAAUGACCGCAUCAGAACGUGAUGAAAGAGACCGUCGAGUAGCCCAUCAAAAUCGCGAAGAUCUCUCUACACUAUUAGAACUAAGAGACAUAAUAGACGAACUAGGGACCAUACUAAAACUACUCGAACAGCAAACCGCCACCAUCAAAUUAAUGGCGCAAUAUUUCGAAGACAAAGGAUAUGGAAAAAUCUUUAUAGAAUCUGCUCUUUCCCGACUCGAAGACUACCGCACCCAGGUCACAGACAUGCGCGAGAACGCACAUCUAGCACAGAAAGCUGUCGAAAACCUCCUCGACCUCAAGCAAAAGCAAGCAAACGUUGACGAGUCCCGUAUAACACGCUGGCAGGCAGAAGUAGCCCAAAACCAAUCGCAGUCCGUAAUGGUAUUUACGAUCUUCACCGUCAUCUUUCUCCCCCUCUCAUUCUUUACCUCCCUAUUCGGCGUGAAUGUCCGCGAAUGGAGCGGUGAAGAAACAAACCCCGACUGGGCGUACAUGCUGGCAAUAUCAGGCCCAACAUCCGCCGCAAUAAUCCUCAUCGCCCUCUCCAUGGCCUUCAGUGAGCGUCUGCGCGAUAGCGUCGUAAAAGCCCACAUAAUCGGCGUCGGUAUAAUCACAGAUUUCCUCUUGAUCCCCGUCAAAGGCGUAUUCAAAUUAGGGACCGCGGCGUCCCCGGCAAAGCCGACUCCAGGGCAAUCGGAAAGUACCUCGCGUCUUGACAGGUAUUUGGGGAAUAGACGGUAUAACAAACAGUUUGAGGAUGAUAUUUGGAAACGACAUGAGGAUCGGGUGAUUUCCCCGUUACCGGCGGUUCAUGUUUCUGAUAUGGAGGGGAUGAUGGGGUUUGAUGUUUCUGAGAAGGGGGGUAGAUGGCACCAGAGUGUUAAUGGGGCGUAG
This is a messenger RNA of Aspergillus pseudonomiae, 2712 nucleotides long. RefSeq lists its product as uncharacterized. Gene Ontology annotation, molecular function: metal ion transmembrane transporter activity. The transcript has 8 exons. Gene Ontology annotation, biological process: transmembrane transport; metal ion transport. NCBI's taxonomy places the organism in Eukaryota, Fungi, Ascomycota, Eurotiomycetes, Eurotiales, Aspergillaceae. Gene Ontology annotation, cellular component: membrane. Bases 1 to 2712 code for a protein of 903 amino acids. The record is from RefSeq and is a predicted model, not a curated record.